Messenger RNA from Zea mays, 2058 nucleotides. Its product is annotated as rough sheath 2. The transcript has 2 exons. The record is from RefSeq and is marked validated. The coding region runs from base 678 to 1790 and encodes 370 amino acids. Lineage: Eukaryota; Viridiplantae; Streptophyta; Magnoliopsida; Poales; Poaceae.
GGGUGCCUGUGCUCAUGCCAUUGCCAUUGCCAUUGCCAUGCUGCGUGCCGCUGUUGCCCGUGCUUCACCUGCGCUGCGCCCCCCUGCUCCACUCCAUCCUAGUAGCUCUACAGCUUCGAGUAGCUCGCUCUCACUCGCGCUCUCUACCGCUCCGGCUCGCUGAGACCCUGACCCUGUGUCCCUGUCUAUAUAUACACGCGCGCCCCCUUUCCGGGCAUCCCUUUUCCUCCCGCCCGCGCCCCCGUCUUUUCCUUUCCGCGUGCCCUAAUUUCUCGCUGCGCCUUGUCCCCCACACCUCCCUCCCUCCGCCGCUGGUGCUCUCUCCUCCUAUACAUACAAACACAUACACACAAGCUCGCUCGCUCGCUCACGGGCUGUGAGAGAGGCCGUGGAAAGGAAUCUUUCAGCUCACACCUCCCUAUCCCUCCCUCCCUCCCUCCCUUCUCCUCCUACUGCUACUGCUCGCCAGGUCCCCUCGCUCGCUCGUCGUCUUCAACCUCACACAAUUAUUUGUGCUCCCGCUCCUUCCGUCCGUCCUUCCUCCCCCCUCCCCUCUCCCGCUCCUGCUGCCUUGCCUCUCAGCCGAGGGACGCCAAGGUCUCUGCCAGGAUGGUGUAGGCCGUGCCUCUCGCGCAUUAUGAGGUGUGGUGGUGAGGGAUGGGCGAUGGCCUUUGCAGAUGAAGGAGCGACAGCGCUGGCGGCCUGAGGAAGACGCCGUCCUGCGCGCCUACGUCCGGCAGUACGGCCCCCGCGAGUGGCACCUGGUGUCGCAGCGCAUGAACGUGGCCCUCGACCGCGACGCCAAGUCGUGCCUGGAGCGCUGGAAGAACUACCUCCGCCCCGGGAUCAAGAAGGGCUCGCUCACCGAGGAGGAGCAGCGCCUGGUGAUCCGCCUGCAGGCCAAGCACGGCAACAAGUGGAAGAAGAUCGCCGCCGAGGUGCCCGGGCGCACGGCCAAGCGCCUCGGCAAGUGGUGGGAGGUGUUCAAGGAGAAGCAGCAGCGGGAGCUGAGGGACAGCCGCCGCCCGCCGCCGGAGCCUAGCCCCGACGAGCGGGGCAGGUACGAGUGGCUGCUCGAGAACUUCGCGGAGAAGCUCGUCGGAGAGAGGCCACAGCAGGCUGCCGCUGCGCCGUCGCCGCUGCUCAUGGCCGCGCCCGUGCUGCCGCCCUGGCUGUCGUCCAACGCCGGGCCGGCCGCCGCCGCCGCCGCCGCCGUCGCGCACCCGCCGCCAAGACCGCCGUCGCCGUCCGUGACGCUCAGCCUCGCGUCCGCCGCGGUGGCGCCGGGCCCGCCCGCGCCCGCGCCAUGGAUGCCGGAUCGCGCCGCGGCCGACGCGGCGCCGUACGGGUUCCCGAGCCCGUCGCAGCACGGCGGCGCCGCGCCCCCGGGCAUGGCGGUCGUGGACGGGCAGGCGCUGGCGGAGCUCGCCGAGUGCUGCCGCGAGCUGGAGGAGGGGCGGCGCGCGUGGGCGGCGCACCGGCGGGAGGCUGCGUGGCGGCUGAAGCGCGUGGAGCAGCAGCUGGAGAUGGAGCGCGAGAUGCGGCGGCGCGAGGUGUGGGAGGAGUUCGAGGCCAAGAUGCGCACCAUGCGGCUGGAGCAGGCGGCCGCCGCGGAGCGCGUGGAGCGGGACCACCGGGAGAAGGUUGCCGAGCUCCGCCGCGACGCGCAGGUCAAGGAGGAGAAGAUGGCCGAGCAGUGGGCCGCCAAGCACGCGCGCGUCGCCAAGUUCGUCGAGCAGAUGGGGGGGUGCUCCCGUUCAUGGUCCUCUGCCACCGACAUGAACUGUUGAACUGGACAAACGAGCCGCUGACCACACCGUCGCUAGCUAUCGCGUGCUACGUGCUCCGGUUCACGGCUUUCUUGCAUUCUGGGACGCGACUUGUAAACGCCAUGGAUUUUCUUGCUCACGUUCACUUCCGCUUUCUUUCUUUCUUUUUUUCUUUUCUUUUUAUUUACAACUGUUGUUACGGUCGGUUCAGUGCUUCUCUCUCUAUCUACUAGUAGUUGAUCAGAGUCAAGAAAUGUAAUGCUGCCGUUACUGUCGUAGUUUCAUCCUC